Chrysochloris asiatica (Cape golden mole) is the source of this 1889-nucleotide messenger RNA. RefSeq names its product kelch-like family member 18 (gene KLHL18). The record is from RefSeq and is a predicted model, not a curated record. The transcript is spliced from 9 exons. Gene Ontology annotation, molecular function: protein binding. NCBI's taxonomy places the organism in Eukaryota, Metazoa, Chordata, Mammalia, Afrosoricida, Chrysochloridae. Bases 219 to 1607 code for a protein of 462 amino acids.
GCGGCGGGGGAAGAUGGUGGAGGACGGAGCGGAGGAGCUGGAGGAUCUGGUGCACUUCUCGGUGUCCGAGUUGCCUAGUCGCGGCUACGGCGUCAUGGAGGAGAUCCGGCGGCAGGGCAAGCUGUGCGACGUGACGCUCAAGUGCCCUAGAGGCCCUAAUCAACUUUGCCUACAACGGCCACCUUGCCAUUGACCAGCAAAAUGUCCAGUCACUGCUCAUGGGGGCCAGCUUUCUGCAGUUGCAGAGCAUCAAAGACGCCUGCUGCACGUUUCUCCGAGAACGACUUCACCCCAAGAAUUGUCUUGGUGUGCGCCAAUUUGCCGAGACAAUGAUGUGUGCCGUACUGUAUGACGCAGCCAACAGCUUCAUCCACCAGCAUUUUGUGGAGGUGUCCAUGUCCGAAGAAUUCCUAGCCCUGCCCUUGGAAGAUGUGCUUGAGCUGGUGUCUCGGGAUGAACUGAAUGUAAAAUCAGAGGAGCAGGUCUAUGAAGCCGCACUGGCCUGGAUCAGAUACGACCGGGAGCAGAGGGGCACCUGCCUGCCUGAGUUGCUGUCCAAUAUCCGCCUGCCUCUCUGCCGACCCCAGUUCCUGUCAGACCGAGUGCAGCAGGAUGACCUGGUGCGAUGCUGUCACAAAUGCAGGGACCUAGUAGAUGAAGCAAAAGACUAUCACCUGAUGCCAGAACGCCGGCCUCACCUGCCAGCCUUCAGAACCCGGCCCCGCUGCUGUACAUCCAUUGCUGGCCUUAUCUACGCCGUAGGUGGCCUCAACUCAGCAGGUGAUUCCCUGAACGUGGUGGAAGUGUUUGACCCCAUCGCCAACCGCUGGGAGAAGUGCCAUCCCAUGACAACAGCCCGUAGCCGAGUGGGUGUGGCUGUGGUGAACGGGCUUCUCUACGCCAUCGGGGGCUACGAUGGUCAGCUUAGGCUGAGCACUGUGGAGGUCUACAAUCCAGAGACAGACACCUGGACCAGAGUGGGGAGCAUGAAUAGCAAGAGAAGUGCCAUGGGGACAGUCGUGCUGGAUGGACAGAUCUAUGUCUGUGGGGGCUAUGAUGGCAACUCCUCCCUCAACUCUGUGGAGACCUACUCACCUGAGACAGACAAGUGGACAGUGGUGACCCCGAUGAGCUCAAAUCGCAGUGCUGCUGGGGUCACAGUCUUUGAGGGCAGGAUAUACGUAUCGGGAGGCCACGACGGCUUGCAGAUCUUCAACAGUGUGGAGCACUACAACCACCACACAACCACCUGGCACCCGGCAGCAGGAAUGCUCAACAAGCGUUGUCGGCACGGCGCUGCCUCCCUGGGAAGCAAGAUGUUCGUCUGUGGGGGCUAUGAUGGCUCUGGCUUCCUCAGCCUCGCUGAGAUGUAUAACUCGGUGACAGACCAGUGGUGCCUGAUAAUCCCCAUGCACAGGCGUCGGAGUCGAGUCUCCCUUGUGGCCAGCUGUGGACGCCUUUACGCUGUGGGGGGUUAUGAUGGACAGUCAAACCUCAGCUCAGUGGAGAUGUAUGACCCAGAGACGGACCGCUGGACAUUUAUGGCCCCCAUGGCAUGUCAUGAGGGAGGAGUUGGUGUGGGCUGCAUCCCUCUCCUUACCAUUUAAGGCAAGAGUAGGAUGUAGUGGGGUAGGGAUCUGGUACAAACAUAGGCGCUUCCUUCCAGGAUCAAUCCCUUUCGGGAGAAGCAGUGAACCAGAACAUGGGAUGAAAUAUGAGCUCUCUCCAGAAGUACGUUUCUUCCAGGUGCUUAAGCUCUCCCUCGUUGUGCUGCCCUUGUGACCUUCAGGCCUAGGUCAUCAAUAUGCACAACAUGGGACAGAAGUCCCUCUGGUUCCUGGCAGCUUGUGACACGGAACUGCUCUGCUGGUCCACACCUACACCGGCUC